Dermochelys coriacea (leatherback sea turtle) is the source of this 1267-nucleotide messenger RNA. It is a transcript of the gene EIF5A2, whose product is annotated as eukaryotic translation initiation factor 5A2. The transcript is spliced from 5 exons. The record is from RefSeq and is a predicted model, not a curated record. Gene Ontology annotation, biological process: positive regulation of translational termination; positive regulation of translational elongation. NCBI's taxonomy places the organism in Eukaryota, Metazoa, Chordata, Testudines, Dermochelyidae. Bases 261 to 722 code for a protein of 153 amino acids. Gene Ontology annotation, molecular function: translation elongation factor activity; ribosome binding; RNA binding.
AGGGGUGGGGCACCCGGAGCCCCGCCUAUCCUGGCCUCCUGGCAGCCAAUGAGAGCUGCGCUCGCGGCUACAAAGCGGAAGUGGGGGGGUAGCCGCGGGAGCCGAGGUGUGCGCGUGAGGCUCUGUCCUGUCUCUCUCUCUCUCUUUUCCCCCCCUCCCCCCUUUCCCCGGCUGCCGCAGUGCUAGAGGCCGGGCGCGUGUGCGCAGCGACUGACGCUCCGUUUCCUGUCGGCGGUAUCCACUAGAGGACCCAGCGCACCAUGGCUGAUGAGAUUGAUUUCACGACUGGAGAUGCUGGUGCUUCCUCCACGUACCCCAUGCAAUGCUCUGCGCUGCGCAAGAACGGCUUUGUCGUGCUCAAGGGACGUCCUUGCAAAAUUGUUGAAAUGUCAACCUCUAAGACAGGCAAGCACGGUCAUGCCAAGGUUCAUUUGGUUGGUAUUGAUAUAUUCACUGGCAAAAAAUAUGAAGAUAUCUGCCCAUCCACUCAUAACAUGGAUGUUCCAAAUAUCAAGAGGAAUGACUACCAACUGAUCUGUAUUCAGGAUGGCUACCUCUCUCUGCUGACAGAAAGUGGUGAUGUUCGUGAGGAUUUGAAGCUGCCAGAAGGUGAACUAGGCAAAGAAAUAGAGGGGAAAUAUAAUGCAGGUGAAGAUGUACAGGUGUCAGUCAUGUGUGCAAUGAGCGAAGAAUAUGCUGUAGCCAUAAAGCCCUGCAAAUAAAUGGGAUCUCCAGGCUCGAGCAAUUGCUCAGGUCCGGAGAAACCACAGAUAUUACAUUUGGUUCUGAUUGUCACCAAAGCUAUGGCCUUCACAAGCAACCUCAUUUCUUUUUGGAUUGUUUCAAAAUAGUGCUGGAUUCUGGAUUAGUUUUGCAGGCUGACUGGCAAUUUUCAUAAUCACUGAGGUUUUAAUUCCUUCCGAAUUGUGUACCUCUUCUAACAUGCCUGUAGGCUUCAGUUCCUGGGUCCAAGAAACCUGAUGGUUUCGUUCACUAGCAGGUAUAUUUUAUUUGUUUGAGCAAAACAUUGUCUGUGUGAACAGACAAUGUACAGUAUUCAGGGGAUUUUAGAUAAGAUAGUCAAUGGUAUCUAGGAUUAUAAAUUAACCUAGAACAUAAAUAGUAUUUAGUUUUUUGCCAUAACAUUUAGAUAGAACUGUCAUAAUAUAGAAUUGUUUUAACUUAGACAUUAACAUUUUGUGAAUUGGGAUUCUCAGUGAACUGUGGGUGCUGAUCACAUUUCUUAGACCAUGAAACUCAAGUGAUU